AUGGCUAGGUACAGACCCAUAGCUCCAAAACCGGAGGUUACGGCGAACGCAGCGGACGUGUCGGAGAACACAUCAAUGCCACAGAACAUCCGGCAAUCCGCUUACCUUAGAACCGUGUGGCCCGAUUUGCAGUCAAGGCCAACAAGAACCAGAAAGAGAGGGAGGACUGCAAUUGCACCACCUACUGUCAAGAGACAAAGGACUUGUCUUCAAGGACUCUAUCCUAUUCCUCCUCCUCAGGUAAACACUUCACCUGCCGGAAACCUCUCGUUCAAUGCUUUAGGUCAUGGCCCAAAAGGGUUUCCUCAGCUUAUACCUGUCCCAAUCUCAAAUAUCACCGCCCUCAACGGCGGCGUUGCAGUGGGAAAUUCAUGCACGUUGCCAGCGAACUUAGUCACACUACCUCUCCUCCCAAUUCCUUCAUCCCUUACCAUCGAUCCCCAACAAGCACCACCACCAGAAACCAUAGGUGUUCGAGUUUGUGGAGGCAACAAAGAUAUAGACUUGAACACGGAAGCCGAAGAUCCAGAAGAACAGGAUUUCCUGCAGCAACUGCAAGGACCCACCAGCCCCAAUAUCAUUGCCCCACAGCCGGUUCGACCGGUGGGCUCCAACAUAUGUGUUGGGUGCAUCAGUGACGACAGUGGUCGAACAACUUCUGUGCAACUUCUCAAGAAACCAGAGGAGGUGGAGGAAGAGGUCGAGUCUGAGGCCUUGCCGGCUAUUGUAUCAGAUUCAAACAACAAAGUCAGACUGGCGAAUUCCGCUUAUAAGGAAAUGGUGGGUCAGCCGGAAUGUUCAUGGCUUGACACCGCCGGUGACGGAGGCGGUGCAUGCAAGAGGAUUGGUGGGGAGGUGAUGCUCAAGUUUUUGGAUGAAACUGUGCCAGUUUCAUCAAAUGGGUUUUCGUGCUGGGUGAGGAUUGAGUGGGGAAGCAGUGGCAAGAAAGACCCAAUAAGCAAUGGAGAGAAGAACACAAUCAAUGCUUUUUGCGACGCUAUAAGGUUAGACUGUGAGUCCAAGGAUUACCUAUUUGCAUGGAAGUUCCACACAAGAGCUUCUUCUGAAUCUGCUUCCAACUUUUGA
This is a messenger RNA of Ilex paraguariensis (yerba mate), 1086 nucleotides long. NCBI's taxonomy places the organism in Eukaryota, Viridiplantae, Streptophyta, Magnoliopsida, Aquifoliales, Aquifoliaceae. The record is from the annotation of a GenBank genome assembly.